This is a messenger RNA of Archocentrus centrarchus (flier cichlid), 2894 nucleotides long. It is a transcript of the gene pid1, whose product is annotated as phosphotyrosine interaction domain containing 1. NCBI's taxonomy places the organism in Eukaryota, Metazoa, Chordata, Actinopteri, Cichliformes, Cichlidae. The record is from RefSeq and is a predicted model, not a curated record. Gene Ontology annotation, cellular component: cytoplasm. Bases 111 to 788 code for a protein of 225 amino acids. Gene Ontology annotation, biological process: regulation of cell population proliferation; negative regulation of D-glucose import across plasma membrane; regulation of reactive oxygen species metabolic process. The transcript has 3 exons.
CAGAGAGAAGGAGGACAGAGAGGCGAGCUGUGAAGGCGAACAGAUGUGAACCGGACUACGGGAAGAGAACAAGCUGUAGUAAGGGACGGAGAACCUCUGAUUCUGCGAACAUGUGGCAACCCGCGUCGGAGCGACUGCAGCACUUUCAGACCAUGCUGAAGACCAAGCUGAAUGUGCUGACGCUGAGAAAGGAGCCGCUGCCCACGGUGAUCUUCCACGAGCCCGAGGCCAUUGAGCUCUGCUCUACCACACCGCAUGCAAAGAGCAGGACUCAUGCUGGAUACAAGGUGACCUACCUGGGCAAGGUGACAAUCUCUGGGACCCAGUUCUUGUCUGGCUGCACAGAGUCGGCGGUGGUUGGUCUGGUGGAGAGUCGUACCCCGGCCCAACAGCAGGGCACUUGUCCGGCUAGCAGUUCUCUGCUGGAGAUCCGGCCCUUUCAGGUGCGUCUUCAUCACAUGGAUGAGCGCGGUGAGGCCUCAGUAACCAUGGACACCUACCAGGUGGCACGCAUCGCCUACUGCACAGCUGACCACAGCAUCAGACCCAACAUAUUUGCCUGGAUCUACCGGGAGAUCAACGAUGACCUGUCCUUCCAGAUGGACUGCCACGCUGUGGAGUGCGAGAGCAAGCUGGAGGCCAAGAAGCUGGCGCACUCGAUGAUGGAGGCUUUCCGCAAGACUUUCCACAGCAUGCGUAGUGAUGGCCGGAUCCACAAGAGCGGGUCAACGGACGACUUUGCUGAGGACUCAUCCACCCCUGAAGACUCGACCCCAGAUGAUGGUUGAACUAAAACACAAUAUAAUAAACACAAGAUACCCAUCCUAACAAAGUGAGGGGUGACUGGAAGGAUGGACAGAUUACCUGCUCUCUCUCAUUCUCCCUUACUAUUUCUGUUAUCAAUUUGGAACGAAGAUGAGCUGACAUUUGAACCAACACAUCCAAGACAGUGACAGCUUUUAAAUACUGCAAAGAAAGUUACAAAACAAUAUUUACAUACAGGAAUAGCAAGGUGCUGCCCCCCUUUUGAGUAAAUACUCAGCAAAAAAGGCACACUGGGCGCUUUCAAGCACCUUUUAGUCGUGAUCAAUAGAUUCUCUCAGCGUUUCCAUUUGCAACCCCUGUCAGCACCUAAUGAACACUUCUGAUUCCUUAACUUUUAGAUCAAGGAAAUAAAGAAGACAAAGAUUAGUCCAUGUUCUUACAGCACCAGGUCAUAAUAACCUACUGCCAUUCUUGCCAUGCGGGGACCCAGCAGAAAUAUCUCUGGUCCCAACCCAGAGUUUAUAUGAGACUGUUGGAGCACAUACGUUCUUGAAAUAUUUAAUCAUAUGGAUCUCUGUUACAAUGCCUUCGGGCCUUGGCAACAGCAAACGAGAACGUGAACAUAAAGCUAAGCCUUCAAGCACUGCUCAUAUCUCUGCUAUCAUACCUUAUUCCAAACCCCGAAUAUUAUUCACUGAGCAUAGCUGUUAACUCGUUUGCAUGAUAGAGCUACUACCUCUGUCUCUUAAAAAGAUUCAGAGUACCUGUAUGGCACCUGGGAGAACAUAGGUGCUAAAUAUGUUUUAGAAGUUCUCACUGGAAUGAAAGCCCAGGCCCGUCCGAGACACCUUAAUCAUCCACAUCUGACUUCUAUUUUAAGUAUACCAAAAUUUAGGCUGUCUUUUGCCUGUCACAUUAUGUGCCUCACUUUCCUCUCACCUUAGUUUGGUCUCUUACCCAGGUCCCAGUGUGUGUGUGUGGCCAUGUGUGUGCUCACAGAUUUUAUGUUAUUCUGUGUCGGUGUAAUUCCUAAUUCUGUACUUAGUGUAUAUGGGUGUACACGCGAGUGCUUGCAUGUGUGUGUGUGUGUGUGUGCAUGUGUGCGCAUGAGAGAGAGAGACAAAGAAGCAGUAAGAAAGGAGGAAGAUUGGGGAAGAUAUUAAACGAUUAGCUGGAAGGGAAGACUUCUCAUUGCCCCGAGAGCAUCUGCUUUUGAAAGAGGUGCUUUCAAAUCUGACAUGGUACUGUGACCAUUUGCCACGUUUACUUAAACCCGUCUUGUAUGAAUUGAAAACAUAAGAAAGAGUGAUUGAAUGUGCCAGUCACACAGAGGUUGUAAGACCCUAAAUCACAGCCAUCCAAGACAACAACUUACACCUCCUGGCCUCUGCCGAAUGUAUGAGUCCAACAUACUGUGAUCACCUCACAGCAUCUCCAAUCACAUCAGUCUCCCAUAAUCUCCUCAUGCUCUCAGACAGCUCUGAGGGGUGCGACUCUGGCCUCGCAGGCAGUCAGCCAGUGACCAGCUGUCUCCGCUGCGCUGUGUCGUCUCUCCGAGUGACUGAGGCGCCAUUGUGGAGAAGAGGGAAAAAAAAAAAUCAACUCUUUCUUCUUUUCUAACUGAACUGUACUGAACUGGAUGCCAUCAGUGGAAAUGGUCUUCAGUCAGCAAACUCAAGCAGAAUAUUCAAACUUGCAUACAGCUAUACAAAUGUUACACAUGUUGUAUUUGAAUCUUGCCCGAUAAGCUUAUGUAAAUACAAAUGUAUCACUUCCCAGAUAUUACAGUAUAAAUGUCGAUAGCUAUUUUAAGUAAUAAAAAGUGUUAAGAACCGUCAUACAAUACAGAAACAGUAUUAUAAAAACUACUGUGAAUAAUAAGUGGGGAGCCUGAUGGUGGUGGCUGUGUGUGUGUGUGUGUGUGUGUGUGUGUGUGUGGGGAGUGGUGAGUAUGGACAGGUCAGAGAGGCAGAGAGCGUUUAUAAAGCUGUAGAUUAUACUGUGCCAUGUCUGUCUGAACACUCAGACGCGCUUUAAAUGUUAAAAAAACAAACAAAUGUUACCUUAAGUGUUUUCUAUACAGUGUUUGCAAAAAUCAAAAAUAAUUGCAUAUAAAGUAUUUACCAAGA